UAAAAUACAGUUCUGUAUAUUUUCUGCACUUCUACGGCACACUCAUAUUGAUUACAAAAGGUCACUAGAAUCUUCCGAAAGUUAAAAUUCCUGUAGUAUUUAAUUUCCUUAAAUAUUCAAAUUUUGGAGAAAAAAAAAAUAUAAGAAAAAACUAGACGAAUUUCACGAAUUUCAUCACAAUUACAAAAUGCUACUGCGACUUGCUGUUACACUCCCAACCCGCUUGGCAAGUGGUAGUACCGGUAUAAACUUGAAACAAGCUUUAUUAACUGCUCGUCUAGUAAAACCACAGAAUAAAGAUGCGCUGGUACGUAAUUAUGUGCGUGGACCUCGCGAUCCCCCACCAACUAUACGAUCUGAAACAAAAACCGGGCAAAGUUUGAAGGAAAAACUUAUGGGGCCACCAUCGGAGAGUGCUUAUUCAAUGGGUAAAGGUGCAGCCGCCGGAGCAGCAGGUAUUGGUUUAGGCGCUCUAUGUUAUUAUGGUUUGGGUCUUAGCCAUCAAGCUAGCAUACAAGAUAAUGCAUUACUUUGGCCUAAAUACGUUAGGGAUCGUUUACAUACCACCUACGGCUACUUUGGUGCAUCGUGCGUUUUAACAGCCUUAUCUGCUGCAGCAGUAUUCCGUACUCCCCGUCUUUUAGAGUUAACCACACGUAACGGAUGGUUGUCGACAUUGGCAACAUUCGCUUUAGUUAUUGGCACCGGUGCCGCAACCCAAUCAAUACCCUACAAAGAAGGAAUUGGUGCAAAACAGCUCGCUUGGGCUGUACAUUGUUCCGUUCUAGGGGCUGUUAUUGCUCCCUUGUGUUUUCUGGGCGGUCCUUUGUUGACACGAGCCGCUUUAUAUACGGGUGGCGUAGUUGGUAGCUUGUCGGCUAUUGCAGUAUGCGCACCUAGUGAUAAAUUUUUAUAUAUGGGUGGCCCUUUGGCAAUCGGCUUAGGUGUAGUGAUGGCUAGUUCAUUGGCUGGUAUAUGGUUGCCACCUACUACCGCCUUAGGAGCGGGCUUGGCUUCAAUGUCUCUAUACGGAGGCCUUCUUCUAUUCAGUGGUUUUCUAUUAUACGACACGCAACGUAUUGUACGUAUAGCAGAAGUUUAUCCAGAAUACAGCCUUAUACCUUUCGAUCCGGUCAAUGCGAGUAUUUCUAUUUAUAUGGAUGUGUUGAAUAUCUUCAUUCGUAUAGCAAUGAUUUUGGGCGGUGCUGGUGGUAAUACUCGCCGCAAAUAAAUUAAAUUUAUUUCGAAUGGAGAGCAAUUGAGAAAAGACAAAGAAAUUGAAGUGUUAUAUCAGUACCUAGAUUAUUAUUCACUAGUAUGAAAAAUUUUUGGGAUUUAAAUAAAAAAUUCAAUAUUUGAGACUCGCGAUACAAAAA
Molecule: messenger RNA, 1376 nt
Organism: Glossina fuscipes
Lineage: Eukaryota; Metazoa; Arthropoda; Insecta; Diptera; Glossinidae
Product: growth hormone-inducible transmembrane protein
Exons: 7
Coding region: 188-1231 (347 amino acids)
Cellular component (GO): mitochondrial inner membrane
Source: RefSeq, a predicted model, not a curated record